Molecule: messenger RNA, 369 nt
Organism: Chironomus riparius
Lineage: Eukaryota; Metazoa; Arthropoda; Insecta; Diptera; Chironomidae
Source: the annotation of a GenBank genome assembly
AUGUUCAUAAUCAACAUUUUGAAGGAUCUUGAAGCAUUAGGAGCAAGUAAUGGAACUUACUGUAAGUCAUUCUCAACGAAGUUGCGUAUCAUGAUUUCAUUUGCAUCUUGGAAUAAGACAGUGAAUAUUUGGAAAGACGGAAUAGUUUUUGAUCACACUUAUCGUGUAAAUGUCUCAUAUUUUAACAAGAUUACACACUCCUUUGUGCUGCUAACGAUUGAGAGUGUGUCAGAUUUAAGUACUGAGUACACUUUUUCUUGGGAACAACAGAAAUUUGCUGAUGCUCAGUUAGAGGAAUCAAAUAGCAAUGCACUAGACAAUGGAAAUAAUGAAUUUUGUCUACGACUAGGUUACUCGUUGGUGAUUUAA